This is a messenger RNA of Neodiprion fabricii, 2025 nucleotides long. It is a transcript of the gene PIG-F, whose product is annotated as phosphatidylinositol-glycan biosynthesis class F protein-like. The transcript is spliced from 5 exons. Lineage: Eukaryota; Metazoa; Arthropoda; Insecta; Hymenoptera; Diprionidae. Gene Ontology annotation, biological process: GPI anchor biosynthetic process. Gene Ontology annotation, molecular function: protein binding. Gene Ontology annotation, cellular component: endoplasmic reticulum membrane. The coding region runs from base 1053 to 1829 and encodes 258 amino acids. The record is from RefSeq and is a predicted model, not a curated record.
UAAUUGAAGUCUUAUCAUUAUUUCAAGAUUUAUGAAUAGAAAUGAUUUAAUUGACAUUUACAAUAAAUAUUUUUCAUUCCAAACAUCGAUUACCAAGUAGAUUGAGUUGCUUUAUGACUUUUUGAGAAAUUUCUAUGGAAACGUCAUAAUUAUUUCUCUUACAUUAGAUAGACAUAUUUCUAUAUUUUAGAUGCUUUUUAAAAAGAAAUUGUCCUUAAUGGCCAAAUAACUGAUAGAUUGCUAAUUAUCAUAACUUCACCCGACUAGACACCUGCAUUCAAAUAUCUACCAGCGAUAUAACUGUUCGAUAUGUCAAUUUCAAGUGACUUGAUAGUACUGCUGCGAGUAGCUCUCUGGAUUAAAAUUUACUGUAAAUGGACUCGUCAACACAGGCGAAGUUUGUUAAACGUCUCAGACUGGACGACUCCUUGAGUACUACGCCAUAGUCUGAUGUUUGGAAACCCAACAUAUAUCAGUAAUUCUACGAUGGCCUAUAUGUCUUUUCUGGAUUCUUCAGAGUCUAACUGGUCAAUUGGCGGUAUUUUAUAUCUAUUCUGGUAGGAAAACUUUUUAGCUUGAAUAACGUAAACAAAAAAUCGGACAAGUUUGCAUGCUUGUGCCUACAAGUAAAGAUCGUCUGAAAAACAAGUAUUUCUAUCACUCGCUUACUGAGGGUCCUUUGCGGAUUCUGGAUUACUUUUCAACUACUCUGCUUGCCGACAAAACUGAAUUUCAAGCUGACGAAACUCAGAUUCCUGGAGCAAAACUUUAUUCACCCGGAGUACACGAGUAAGGAAGGGAAGUUACGUCGUUGCCUUCGGUUUGACAACAGAAAGGUUGAUCGACAGCGCAAAAGAGCUACAGGACAAGUGCGUUACUGCUUGAAUGAAUUUGAUUUAUAGCAUAUUUUUUAUUUCUGAUGUCGGAAGAAGACAUCACUUAUGAUAGAUAAUACUAGAGUGAAUGAACGCAAUUCAAUACCAAUCAAAUUUGAUAAAUCGUUCAAUCGAAUUGUUUGAGUCUGCAGAUAUUUUUGCUAUAGCCGUUGAACGAUGGCUGCGAUUCCCGAAGCGGUAAUUAGAUUCUUUGAGGCCGUAAAAUCUAACGACAUUGAAAAAGUGGUCGGAUUGUUGAAAAGUAAAGAAGUUGACGUGAACGCGGUAGACGUCACGUCAGAUAAUCAAACAGCCGUGCAUAUAGCUGCAUUUCGCGGAUAUGAAAAAAUGUUGCGGAUACUUGUCGACGAAUACAAUGCGGAUGUUAAUAUUGCUGAUAAAAUGGGGGAAAUACCGUUGCAAAUCGCGUGUGAUAAAUAUAAUAUAAAAAUUGCCAAGUAUCUGAUAGAGAAGAAUUCGAAUUUUCCGGAAUAUGCCGAAUCCUAUUUAAAUGACAAGUUAGUCGAUGAAUUGUUCGAAGCAGCCGAAGCGAAUGAUGUACAAAAAGUAACUGAACUUAUAAAAAAUAAGAGGGUAGAUGUCAAUUCUAUAGACAAAGGUAAUUACAAUAGGACGAUCUUGCAUAUCGCCGUUAUGAAGGGAUACGAGGAGCUGGCUCGUUUACUUGUUGACGAAUUCAAUGCCGAUACCGAUUAUGAGGAUGAAAUAGGCGAUACCGCGAAAAAUAUGGCCAUAGAUUACAAACAUGCGAAUCUAGCUGAAUUACUGGCGAGAAGCAAUAGCAAAGAGUUGAAAUUGGACGCGGAAGUUAGUCAGUCGGAUUCUAAUUCACAGUUGUGCAAAAAACCGAAGCAUAGUCAUCCGACCGCCGAACCUGAUAAACCAUUCAAAUCCUCAAUUACGUCCGAACAAUCUUACAGUACCGGUCAGUAAAUGUUAAAUACGGUAACGUUCAGGCAUCACCGAUACCAUUUUAAAAUGCGCUGUUCGAUACGUUACAUUUGGAAAUUAGCAAUCGAUGGUCUGAAAGAUAUUUUAAGAUAAACAUUAUAUUAUUAUAGGUGCGAAGUCCAAUUUUAUUUGGAAUCACCCUAACGAAAACUAUACUAUUGUCAAGCUAAACCUACUU